Molecule: messenger RNA, 981 nt
Organism: Lactuca virosa
Lineage: Eukaryota; Viridiplantae; Streptophyta; Magnoliopsida; Asterales; Asteraceae
Source: the annotation of a GenBank genome assembly
AUGGCUUCGAAUUCAAUUCCAUCCAAUUCUCCACCAGGUUUCUCAUCUGUUCUCCAUAAAUCCCCCUUUACCAUCAUUACGUCUGCAACCACACAACAACCACUCACCACCGUUCUUAUUGGGAAAACUAACAAUAUCGAGUUUAAAGGUUAUAGAUUAAGCCAAAAGCAACAAAAAGAAGAAGCCCUUUCUUUUCGUGUAGCCAAAACUAGUGAAGUCACCCAAAUUGAGAAGGAGUUGGGAGCUGAAAUUAAUGAACUUGAAAAGCAAAGAGACAAACUUGAAAGUGAAUUAAAGAAGGUCAACAACUUGUUGGCUGUUGCAAAUGGUCGUCUUCAAAAUGACACAGAAGAAAGGGAACAUUUUGAUUAUGCUAAUAAUCAACUUCUUGUACACUUCAAGUCAAAGGUUGGAAUGUCUUGGUCCCGAUACAAUUUAAGAGUAGAAGCAGAUACUUGUAAUGCAUUUGUUGAGUUUCUAGAAGCUGCUUGGGAUUUCCAGUAUUCUUUUAUGGAGGAAAAGGAAAAGAAGGUCAAUGAUGAAUUAGAGACUCAUGAAGAAUACUUUAUAAAUGUGGCUAGGGGUCUUUUAUCUGCUUACAAGCAUGAGAAAGCAAUUGACCCACAUGAAGAAUUUUUACAAGAUAACGAACAAAGAAAAAGCCUUGAACAUGCAUAUCUAGCUGCAAAAACCAAGGAUGCAGAGGAGAAGAAAACAUCAUUCAACCCCAGACCGUAUUAUUUAAGGUUAUUCAUUGAUUGGCUGCUUGACCUUAGUACCCUUGAUCCGGUUUUUGAAGGUGCAAACUUUCAGCUUUUGACAGCUCUAGCAACCUCCUUCCAUACCCUGCAACCUCUCAAAGUUCCUGCAUUCAGGAAUCCCGAUUUGAAGUUCCACAAUAUCCCCACCAUAAAAACAGCAUUGCACCACCGUGAACCGCCUACCCACUGUAAUAUAAAUAGAACCGGUGAUUCGUUUUAA